Messenger RNA from Colletotrichum scovillei, 1983 nucleotides. RefSeq lists its product as uncharacterized. The record is from RefSeq and is a predicted model, not a curated record. The coding region runs from base 1 to 1983 and encodes 660 amino acids. The transcript has 4 exons. Gene Ontology annotation, biological process: DNA-templated transcription; regulation of DNA-templated transcription. Gene Ontology annotation, cellular component: nucleus. Gene Ontology annotation, molecular function: transcription cis-regulatory region binding; zinc ion binding; DNA-binding transcription factor activity, RNA polymerase II-specific. NCBI's taxonomy places the organism in Eukaryota, Fungi, Ascomycota, Sordariomycetes, Glomerellales, Glomerellaceae.
AUGAAACGUGCGAGAAUCGACGCUCCGGACAAGACCCCGUCAUCGGCGGCGGUCUCGGGGGUGGCCUCCGGGCAGCAAGCUCAUUUGCCCAAGAUUUCGAGGAAGAUCCGAGCAUGCCAGGAAUGCCAGAAUCGUAAGAUCAAGUGCGGCAUUGAGCCGGGUCAGAACCAGUGUGCUCGAUGCUCUCGCCUGGGUCUGCAGUGCGUCGUGAACAAGAGUCUCCAAACCUUGCUCGACAGCGAGAAUGAGUGGAAAACCAAGAUGGAAAUGCAGCUUCAGACCCUCCAGGCUUCGAUGAUGGAACUCGUGCCUGUGCCACCUUUCCACCACGAAGGCGCCGGCAUGUCCCAGAGUCCGCAGAACAUGGCCGGAUCACAGAGCAGUCCCGGUACGGGGCCGUCCCCCGUUCGGCCACCCGACGUUACGGCAAUGACGCGGGAGAAUUCACCGGAGCCCACGGCGCAAGACAACGGCGAAGACCAGGCCAUUGUGAGUGCGCCCAUGGCCAGCCUCUUCGAAGUGACCAAACUGCGGAACAUCCGGAGCGACCCAGGGGCGCGGGUCCACCUCCCAUCCAGCCGGGCCCAAGAGCCAGACUUCAUUGCCCAGGGCAAGUUUAGCGUCCAGGAGGCCGAGCAGCUUUUCUCCACGUUCCGUGGGACCCUCAAUGCGUACUUGUGGGGAGGCAUUGCACUAGUCCAUGACAACCUCACGGCCACGCGCAUGUCUUCACCUCUGCUCACGGCCGCCAUCCUUGCUGUCACUGCUCUGCACGAACAAGAUGAAGGCCGAGCUUUCGAUAUUUGCUACCCAACUUUCUUGGAGCUAGCCAGCCAGACCAUGUUCGACCGCUACCACAGUCUCGACGAUGUGAGGGGACUUUGCAUCGGCGCAUUUUGGCUUUCCGACAUCAGCUGGAAGGUGUCUGGUCUUGCGGUACGAAUCGCCACGGAGCUAAACCUUCAUCAGUUCUGCGCCAAAGCCCUCAACAAGGGACCACAACACGUCGAGAAGGCCCGGCUAUGGUACCUGCUCUACGUCUGCGACCAUCAUUUCAGUAUUGCGUACGGCAGGCCUCCAGUCAUUAACGAGGACGCUACCAUCACGCAUCACGAGGCAUUCCUUCUGCUACCAGGCAUCACACAAGCGGACCACCGUCUACACAGUCAGGUUGGUGUCUUUAUCAUUUUGAGUCGGGUCUUCCACACCUUUGGACCAGACACGUCAAGGCAAGUUGCCAGAGAUGAGUUUGAGGCACUCAAGCGAUACGAUGCCGAUCUGGGUCGAUGGAAGCUUCAAUGGGAAACUCGGUUAGUGCCGGACAAACACAUCUCAAAGUACCCUGCCAAGGGCGUCAUCCUCCACUAUCACUUUGCCCGUCUCCUAUUGUUUUCCAUCUGUCUCAGGGGUCUGAAUCCAUCAAACCCGACUGACCAAUACGCCAUGUCCGAUGAACGCCGCGACUUCAUCAAUCUCGCCAUCGCAAGCGCGUCUGCCGCAUUGGAACUGAUCUUAACAGACACCGAUAUGCGGAGAGCAGUCAUUGGCGUGCCUCUGUACCUGCUGACGACCAUCGCGUACGCCGCCAUGUUCUUGAUGAAGGUCCACGCGCAGUGGAAGCCAGCGAGGCUGGACAUACGCUACGAAGAUGUGGUCUCUCUCAUCGAGCGGGUCGUCCAAUUACUGGAAGAAACUAACCGCUGCGCCCGUCAUGUGGCUCACUACAUCGGACGCGGCCUGAGCAACAUGCUGGACAAGUUCAAGGAACGUGGUCCCCAAGAGAGGCAGUACAUCGCCGGAGGUCAGCCCGGCCAGCCUGGUCAACCAGGCCAGCAGAUUCCUCAAGUUUGGAAUGAAGGGGAGAUGGGGCAAGACUGGAACCAAUGGAUGUUCAGCGGAGAGAUGAUGAAUAAUUUUGGGAUGGGGCCGGAGCAAUAUCCGCUCAACAUGCUAGACUUGUUGAAUUCGCAGAUGCCCGGCUGA